CUCUCGUUCGCGUUCACUGUACGUCACCAUUCAGAGCUGGGAGGUAAAUCAUUCUAUUCCAACAUGUAGUUCCUUACCGCUUUUAGCUUCAGUUCAAGUUCACACUGUUCACGAAUGGGUUCGCACUUUGAUAGAAGUGUGAAUAACCAUGUCUGUGCUGCUGGAAACAGCAGUUUGGACAGCAGAGCGGUGUAGCUGUGUAAUUAGCUAAUGGCGCUAAGCUAACUGGGUUAUCAGGCCGUGUUUAUGUGCUAAUUAGACAGCUAGCCGCCAGUUGGCAGCCACGGAGAGUUAAAUCCAGGUUAGCCACACAAAUAAUGGCAAAGUAAUGUUAUCAAAUAAGCACACACCGAGAAGAAAAGAAAAAUGAAGAAAUCUAGAAGUCUGACUCCUUCACCUGUGAAUGGAAAACAGAGUAAUGAUUCCAAACGGAAGAGGAAAAUUGCAGACAUCGCACAGGCGCUGACUGUGUGUCCUGUGGAUGUAGCAGCUUUGAGGAGGAUGGCCAUCAGCGAGGGAGGACUACUGACUGACGAGAUCCGCUGUAAAGUUUGGCCUCAACUUCUCAACGUCCCCACUCAAGUCUUGGAACAGGAGCCAGAAAUGGUGGAACGGGAGAACAACAAGGACUACAACCAGGUUUUGUUGGAUGUCCAGCGUUCAUUACGUAGGUUCCCACCUGGUAUGCCAGAUGAGCAGAGGGAGGGUCUACAGGAAGAGCUGAUUGACAUCAUCCUCCGAGUUCUAAAACGUAAUCCCCAGUUGCACUACUACCAAGGAUACCAUGAUAUUGUUGUCACUUUCUUAUUGGUCCUGGGAGAGCGUCUAGCAACCGCGCUGGUAGAGAAGCUCUCCACACACCACCUCAGGGACUUCAUGGAUCCAACCAUGGACAACACAAAACACAUUCUUAACUAUUUGAUGCCCAUCAUUGAGAGGGUGAACCCUGAGGUGCAUGACUUCAUGCAGCAAGCUGAGGUGGGAACCGUCUUUGCCCUCAGCUGGUUGAUCACAUGGUUUGGUCACGUCCUGUCAGAUUUCCGCCACGUUGUCCGGUUGUACGACUUCUUCCUCGCCUGCCACCCCUUGAUGCCUAUCUAUUUUGCUGCUGUGAUCGUACUCUACAGAGAAGAGGAGGUGUUGGAGUGUGAAUGUGACAUGGCGAUGGUUCAUCACCUGCUGUCUCAGAUUCCCCAGGAUCUACCUUACGAGAUGCUGAUCAGCCAAGCAGGGGACCUCUUUGUCCAGUUCCCACCGUCUGAACUGGCUAGAGAGGCUGCUGCACAUGAAAGCUUGGCAAGCUCUACAUUUAAGGACUUUGAACUUGCAUCCACUCAACAAAGGCCGGACUCUGUUCUGCGUCGCCGGCGUCGGUUGAAUCAGGCUGCACUGGAGAAGUCGGGUUCAAACUCAGUCGUGGUGGUGGCCCGGCCGUCAGCAGCACGGAGGUUUGUCCGAUUGGCCGUCAUGGGUCUGACGGUGGCUUUAGGUGCAGCAGCAUUCGCUGUGGUUAACACGGCGCUUGAGUGGGCGCCUAAACUGGACUUGUUCCCUUAAGUCCUGCAAUUUUUACACUAACUUGUCAAGGAUGGAGUCUAGUUGUUGGGGUUGCUUUUGGGACCCUUUGAAGCAACUCUACUUUGGCUGCUCGCUGUCUGAAGCGUGUUACUUGAACGGAACCGGUUCAGUCUCCCAUAAGAUGCACAUAAACAUCCAGCGCCGGACUUCAAGGGCCAUUUUUGUCACUCUAUUAUGUGUGCAGCUGUAUACCAGCAACUGUUGGUGAUCUGUAGAAUCCAUCUUGUAAUGAAGACUUAUUUCUGGGUGUCAUUAAACUUUAUAAAAUAUAUAUUUGGUAAUAAAUAUUAAUAUAGCUGACGUUGAGUUUUCCUCACAGAUUAAUGUCGAAAGUCUUUGUGGACUCCUUACACUUGAAACUGCUGCCAAUUUUGAGAAUGAAUAAGUUGAAAAUAGACCUGGUCAGAGUUUUCAUCAUCCCUGAAUUUGAAGUACAGAAGUGCAAAAUAGGGUCAAAAAUAAAUACAAAGAACAAAUGGUGUCUGCACAGAAUAUUUAAUAAAAUGUCCAAAGUGAUUGAAGAAUAACAGCAACAAUAACAAAACCCUGUCGUAUUAAAGAAUACAGACAUAAAAUGUACAGAGGAUGCAGUUAUUGGCACACUUUGGUGAAUUUACAUUAAAUCACUUUAAUUUCCAAGCUACUGGAUAUGUCUUGACUCGAUUUACAUCAAUCAUUCAGAAAUGCAAACAGUGUGGUCCUUAUGGUCAAUUGGUCUGGAGUAGGCAGUUCUCAAAAACUGAGUGACCAUGCCAGAUGGAGACUCAUGAGG
Molecule: messenger RNA, 2350 nt
Organism: Thalassophryne amazonica
Lineage: Eukaryota; Metazoa; Chordata; Actinopteri; Batrachoidiformes; Batrachoididae
Gene: tbc1d20
Product: TBC1 domain family, member 20
Exons: 8
Coding region: 367-1557 (396 amino acids)
Biological process (GO): positive regulation of GTPase activity; endoplasmic reticulum to Golgi vesicle-mediated transport
Cellular component (GO): endoplasmic reticulum membrane
Molecular function (GO): GTPase activator activity
Source: RefSeq, a predicted model, not a curated record